Messenger RNA from Perognathus longimembris pacificus (Pacific pocket mouse), 1297 nucleotides. RefSeq names its product myeloid associated differentiation marker (gene Myadm). NCBI's taxonomy places the organism in Eukaryota, Metazoa, Chordata, Mammalia, Rodentia, Heteromyidae. The transcript has 3 exons. The coding region runs from base 169 to 1071 and encodes 300 amino acids. The record is from RefSeq and is a predicted model, not a curated record. Gene Ontology annotation, cellular component: plasma membrane; cell-cell junction.
AACCCCACCCAGCCCGCAGACCCUUCUGGCCUGCAGCUGUCGCCCUUGGCUAGAUCGCCACCGCCGCUGGCUGGAGAGGGGCUCUGACCAAGUCGGCCCAGUGAGUGACUACAUCCACCUCCAGCCGGAUCACCCUCCUUCGGCUGGUCAGCUCACGCCGUUGCAGCCAUGGCGGUGACAGUGACCCCUCAGACCCUGACCCAACCUCUGGGCCUCCUUCGCCUGCUCCAGCUGGUGUCCACCUGUGUGGCAUUCUCGUGCGUGGCCCAUGUGGGCGCCUGGACCGGGCCCAUGGGCAACUGGUCCAUGUUCACCUGGAUCUUCUGCUUCAUCGUGACGUUCAUCGUCAUCUUGGUAGAGUUAUGCGGUUGCCAGGCCAGAUUCCCACUGUCCUGGCGCAAUUUUCCCAUUACCUACGCUUUAUACGCUGCCCUCUUCUGCCUGUCGUCCUCCAUCAUCUACCCUACCACCUACGUGCAGUUCAUGUCUCACGGCCGUUCCCGGGACCACGCCAUCGCUGCCACCACCUUCUCCUGCAUCGCCUGCCUGGCUUAUGCCACUGAAGUGGCCUGGACCCGAGGGAAGGCUGGUGAGGUCACGAGCUACAUGGCCACCGUGCCCGGGCUACUCAAGGUGCUGGAGACGUAUGUGGCCUGUGUCAUCUUCGCCUUCCUCAGUAACCCCGACCUGUACCAACGGCACGAGGCCCUGGAGUGGUGCGUGGCUGUGUACGCCAUCUGCUUCAUCCUGGCAGCCAUCACCAUCCUGCUGAACCUGGGGGAAUGUACCAACAUGCUGCCCAUCUCCUUCUCCAGCUUCCUGACCGGUGUAGCUGUCCUAUCUGUCCUCAUGUAUGCCACCGCCAUUGUCAUCUGGCCCCUCUACCAGUUUAACGAGCAAUAUGGUGGCCAGAGCCGACGGAUGAAAGACUCCUACUGUGCCUACCGACACCCCCACUCAGUCUGUAACUGGGACCGCCGGCUCGCUGUGGCCAUCUUGACGGGGAUCAACCUGCUGGCUUAUCUGGCUGACAUGGUGUACUCUACCCGCCUGGUGAUCAUCAAGAUGUGAGGGUCAGUCACCAGGCGUCCCAUGGCUCUGCCCAGCCUCUUUAUUCUUUGCUUUCAGUACUGAGUGCUGAAUCUUUAUUUCCUCUAUUUUUUCUUUCUUUGAAUUUUCUCCUUGGGGUUUUGUUUUUCUCCUUUUUUCUCUGCUCUGUCUAGUUAUUCAUAUUUGGUUCCUGCCGUCGUCGUCUUCUCCUUUUUUUUUGUCUUCUUCUUCUUCUUCUUCUUCUUCU